Molecule: messenger RNA, 771 nt
Organism: Penicillium brevicompactum
Lineage: Eukaryota; Fungi; Ascomycota; Eurotiomycetes; Eurotiales; Aspergillaceae
Product: Cutinase
Exons: 4
Coding region: 1-771 (256 amino acids)
Biological process (GO): carbohydrate catabolic process
Cellular component (GO): extracellular region
Molecular function (GO): cutinase activity
Source: RefSeq, a predicted model, not a curated record
AUGUAUUUCAGGCUUCACUUGGUGUUUUUAGCCUUCCUGGGACUGAAUGUGUUUGCCGCUCCACUGCCAGAAGGAAACGAUGCACACGUUAGCAAAAGGGGCGCCACGUUGAAUGCCUUCCUGGGAUUUCUGCUAGACAAUCUACCUGUAACCAGCGAGACAAUCACCAAGAGCACUGCUAUCAUUACAAAUCUCAGCAAACUCCUCGGCACUUUGACUGGCGCACAAGACACAUACAACGAAGCCGGAGGGGCCUGCAAAGAAUGGACUGUGGUUUUUGCGCGUGGAACAUCUGAGCCGGGAAAUGUGGGAAUUCUCGUUGGACCGCCCUUGUUUGAUGCUCUAUUGGACAAAUUCGGCGAAUCCAAACUCACAAUCCAGGGAGUUAACAACUAUGCCGCAUCAGUUCAAGGAUAUUUGGCUGGCGGAGAUGCAGCCGGGAGUACAGAAAUGGCGCGGCAAAUCGAGGCAGUGAAAACCAAAUGCCCCAACACCAAACUUAUUGCCUCUGGAUAUUCCCAAGGUUGCCAAAUUGUCCACAAUGCUGUUUCAAAACUUCAAGCUUCAACUGGAAAAUGGAUUAGCAGCGCGUUACUUUUUGGAGAUCCCAAGAAAGGCCAAGCGCUUCCGAAUGUCCCUGCAUCCAAGGUCUACACCGCAUGCCAUGCUGGAGAUGAUAUCUGUAAAAACGGAAUCAUCAUUGGUCCUCCCCACCUGACCUACGCCACAGAUGUGAAAGCUGCCGCCGACUUUGCCGCAAAGGCCGCAUAA